CAUUUGGGCAGAGAGAACCUAGAACUAAAAGCCUGUAAAAAUGAGAUUCGGAGUAUUCUUCUUGUUGUUGGUUAUUUUUGGAGCUGUCCUCGUAAUGACUGGACUUAUCCUGGCUAACGUGAUGACCGGCACUGGAGAGCGGUUGGGCAUCAGCUGGUUUUUGUACACCUCCAGCCCUUUUAUGUGGGCCGGCCUGGGAAUCGUGAUGGCGUGCUCCUUGUCUGUGGGUGGUGCCGCCGCCGGAAUUUACAUGACCGGAGCCAGCAUUGCAGGUGGAGGCGUUCGAUCGCCGCGCAUCAAGACGAAGAACCUUAUUUCAAUUAUCUUCUGCGAGGCGGUGGCUAUCUAUGGCCUUAUUACUGCCAUCCUGCUGUCAGGAUGUGUAGUGAAUUUCAAUACUGUGCGGCUUAUUACGGACAGGCGGGUGAUGGAAACCAACAUGUUUACGGCAUUUGCCGUGUUUGGCGCUGGACUGACAGUAGGUCUAGUCAACUUAUCCUGUGGCGUGGCCGUCGGAAUAGUUGGUUCCGGAGCUGCCCUAGCGGAUGCGGCCAACUCGGCCUUGUUCGUCAAGAUACUAAUUGUGGAGAUUUUUGGAUCAGCCAUCGGACUCUUUGGUUUGAUUGUGAGCAUCUACAUGAUAUCCAAGGCGGAAAUGAUAACAUAAAGUUUUGCCAAAGUAAAAAAAAAGGUUACAAUGCAUUUUCUUAUAACUGUAAAG
This is a messenger RNA of Drosophila bipectinata, 721 nucleotides long. RefSeq names its product Vacuolar H[+] ATPase PPA1 subunit 2 (gene VhaPPA1-2). Gene Ontology annotation, molecular function: proton-transporting ATPase activity, rotational mechanism. Gene Ontology annotation, cellular component: membrane; proton-transporting V-type ATPase, V0 domain. The record is from RefSeq and is a predicted model, not a curated record. Gene Ontology annotation, biological process: proton transmembrane transport. NCBI's taxonomy places the organism in Eukaryota, Metazoa, Arthropoda, Insecta, Diptera, Drosophilidae.